Messenger RNA from Nylanderia fulva, 997 nucleotides. RefSeq lists its product as uncharacterized. The record is from RefSeq and is a predicted model, not a curated record. Lineage: Eukaryota; Metazoa; Arthropoda; Insecta; Hymenoptera; Formicidae.
CAUUUUGUGAAACUUGUGAAAAUACGUCAACAGGAAACAAAUGUAAGCGACAAAGUGCUUUUAAUCGUUCUUGGAUCCAAGAUGUUUCUUGAUAUUCAUGCAAAAAAUAUUACGCAAAAAGACAAUUUCGAGGUACAGUUUAUUUCAGGAAACAAUAAACAAAUAUCAAGAAUAACGAAUAACAUGACUAAAGUAAUAAGAGAAAAAUGUAAAAAUAAAUUUCACGACUUUUGCACAUCUUACGAUAUGAACAUUUAUGUUUCAACGAUUAACGAGGCAUGGUAUAAGAAUCAGUGUAAACAUUUCAUAAAAUUAUUUAACGACUUUUUGUCAAAUUUUUGUACAGAAGAAAAUACAAUGGCAACGUCUUCAAUUAAUCAGACACCAAAGGUAAUUAUAAAUGUAACUGAAGAAGAUACGACACUUAAGGAAAUAUCAGCACAAGUAGAAGAACAAUCGAAAAACAGGAGAAGUGUUGGAAAAUACAAAGAAAAAGUUACCCCUUCAGAUGAUGUAAUAGAAGAUCUCAAUUCUCAUAAAGAAGAUGAAGAAAAAGAACAUCAAGGACAACAGGAUAAUGAUAAAAAUAAUGAAGAAAUUACAGACAAUUUCACAAAAUGUUUGAACUCUGGCCAAAAAAUCGAUGGAAGAGAAUAUCAACAACUGGAAAGCACAGGAUACGCAGAUAACAUUAUAAGUGUUGAAGACAAUGUAGAAUCAAGCCAACAUGAAAAUAUCCCCGCGUUUGGUGAUGAAUUAAACUUAGCUUUUAUUACUGAAGUAAAAAUGUUUUGUAAUACUAUGAAUAAUGAGGGAGAUUUUGAUGACUAUUUAUAACACAAUACGCAAAGUGAAGUAUUAGAAUCAAGCCCACUAAAUUUAGAUAAAGUAGAAGUACAAGUAAAAGACAUUCUUGGAGUAAUAGAAUCUGUGACAAGUUACGACAAGGCAAAUUUUUAUAAUUUUUUGGAACAUUAUAGCUUUUGAUAUUUUUAAC